Messenger RNA from Zophobas morio, 2843 nucleotides. RefSeq lists its product as uncharacterized. NCBI's taxonomy places the organism in Eukaryota, Metazoa, Arthropoda, Insecta, Coleoptera, Tenebrionidae. Bases 111 to 2570 code for a protein of 819 amino acids. Gene Ontology annotation, molecular function: histone acetyltransferase activity. Gene Ontology annotation, biological process: transcription initiation at RNA polymerase III promoter. The transcript is spliced from 6 exons. Gene Ontology annotation, cellular component: transcription factor TFIIIC complex. The record is from RefSeq and is a predicted model, not a curated record.
UACCGUGAUGUUUACAAAUGGUUUACAAUAACCUAUAAACGAAGUGUGUUUAUAAAAACAUGUAACAUAUUCGGAAAUAAAGUGUGAAUUAUUAGAGUGAUCUAUUAAACAUGAGUGUGCAAGUGAAAAGUUUGGAUCACAUACAGUUAAACAAUCGCGUUUCAACUAAUUUUGCCUGCGAGUAUUCAGAAGAUGGCAAAAUAUUUCUGUUAUUAGAAAACGGUGUGUGCAUCUUAACAUUAAAAGGGUGUAUGGACAACAUAUUUCCCAGAUUUUCAUUUAAGAAAGAUCUAGUAAAAUUGUCAGAUACGAGUAUUUGCGAAAAUGUGGAUAUUGAUUUGUCAUCAUUUAUUAACGAUUUAAAUCGCAACAGUUUGUAUGAAACGGUAUUAGAUGUAGGUCUUUGUGGAAAUGCAAUCAACACAACACCUAUCGCUGCUGCACCUGUGUAUGCAAUGUGGUCACCUCGAGGAAUUGUCGAGAAGACAGAUUGUGCAUUAGCUAUUUUAACCAGCUUAAAUAACAUUGAAAUUUAUGUAGAAGCUAUUGAUGAGAAUGAAAUCAGCAGUUUUAUAAGAGUUGCGAAUUUUGCUAAAGAUAUUUCAGAGUAUUAUAGACGAACAUGGAAAAGGGUAGAUGGUGCGAGCCCUGAAUGUAAAUUAAUAGAAUUAAAAAAAAGAAUUGAACAAGUUACACCAACUGCUUUUACAUGGAGUCAUGUAAUUCUUAAAGAUAGAAAGGCAUGUUGUGUUUUGUUUGUUGGCCAUCAAGAUGGUUCAAUAACUGUGUGGAGAUUUGUUGAGCGCAAAGCAAGUGAGGUCUAUGAGUCAAAACUACAAUUCUUAGAAAGGUACCACACUAAAAUGAAAAAAAUCACCUCCCUUCAUUGGUUCUGCAGAAAAUCAGACGCUGGAGGGUUAUCUAUUGGAGAUGUAAAUGGGCACAUUUGUGCUGUAUCUGUAUCAAAAUUAUCCACUGAUAAAAUCAAAUUCAGUGAAGAAGUGGUUUUUAAUGCAGAAAAUGAUUUAAAAGUGGAUAAAAUUUGCAUUUUGAAUCAUCAAAAUGUAACAUACUUGAUUGCAGUCAAACAAAAUUACUUUCAAAUAUAUGCAAUAAAUGAGUAUGGCGACGUAAUUGAAGGAAAGCUGAUACAAGUAGGCAAUUUAUACAUAACAGGAGUGUUACACUAUGAAAAAAAUAUAUUAUUGGUUCUUAGUGUGUGUGGCCAGAUGAAGCAAAUAGAAUUUUCAUUAUCGAAUAAUGAAAUCUGUUUUUCGGAAAAAUUUAUACAGCUUGACUUUGAUACUAACAAAUAUCGAACACAUGGGUUCCUGUUAUCUCCAAACAAAGUUUUUUUGGGAGUUCUUUCAUAUCCUUGUCAUUUAAAAGAUGUCAGCAAAGGAAAGAAUUUCGUCAACUUUUUCAUUCUCAAGAAUAAAUCAAAAGAUCCAUUUGAAACACUUAUGAAUAUAUCAGCUACGACUAUAAGAGACUAUUGGGACUGCUUUGAAACUUUAAGGGUUACUUGUCUACAAGAAAAAGUAUUUCCUUGGAAAGGUAUCGAUCCCAACUUGAACUAUGACACCUUGCCGUUGCUGAAGCUAAAAAUAUUGAGGUGGAUUUCGAAACUUUCUGAAAAAAUCUAUCCAAUGAUUGCACGAGUAGAAGAGUACCAUAUCAAAGCUUAUGUACUUCUAAACUAUGCAGUAGACAUAAAAUUAGCCGUUCAAAGGAUGACUAAAUUACUGAAUGUUUAUUUUUCUGAAAAAAAACUUUCAUUAUUUCAGAUGCAAAGUUUAGACCUCCUUAAUUUCUUUUUGAAGGAAAUGGUUGUUACAGAUGUACUAACAAAGGCGAAUUUAGGAGAAGUAUUUGUGGAUGAAAUGUACAACGUUAUGAAAAUAGCAAAUGAAUUACAAUACCCGCCUAUGCCUCAAUGUUUAUGGUGUGGAGAAAAGAUAAUAGGAACUUCUUGUGUGCCAUACCAUCUGGACAGUAGAUGUGCCAUAUCGUUGAUGCCUCUUCACAUAACACCUGGUUACAAGUGCCCAUUUUGCAAAUGUGUAGUUAGUAAAGACAUGGACAAAGAAUAUUAUCCAAUAUUUUGUCCCUACUGUGACAUACCAAUGAAACGACGACAUUUUGAUAAAAAGUAUAAAAAAACUACGGACGAUACUCUCGAAGUUACAAAACUUGAUGACAUCGUAACAUCCGACUGUAACAUUGACUGUUUGAAGGAAGAAAUACAUUUCAGUGAUAUUGAAGAAAAUACAACCGAUUAUGUCGUUUUAACUGACAGCGAAGACGAAAGAGACGAUUCAGUUAGAGAACUACAUUACAAAAUUAAGAAAAUUGCAUUAGCAACCGCACCUGAAGAACUAGAGCAAAUAAUUUUUUCAGCUGACGCUGGAAAUAUGGAAAUUGAAUCAGGAAAAAGUCAACUGAAGUCCCACAAUGGAGAAUCAGACGAUGAAUACGACGAAGAAGAAGAACAUGUUAAUGACGAAGAGGAAGGGGACAAUGGUAUUGAGGAAGAAGAGUGUGAUGGGAAUGAAGAUGAAGCUGAAUAAGGUAAAAACCUGAAAUUUUUUACUAUAUUAAUGUGAAUAAUAUCUUCAUCCUGAGAAAAUUCGUUCCAAAACAAGGUGGUAGUGACCGUUUUGUAUUGACACUUAACAUUAUAUUUAACGAUACCUUUUAGGAUUUUGCGAUGUAUGGAACUACAUUUAAAUUGGAAAUUGUGGACACUUCCAUCUUCAGAUUAUGAUUGAAAGUUAUAAUAUGAAUAAAAGAGAUAUGAUGAUUGUAUGUUUUUAAUAAAAUAGAAAAAAUAAUAAAUUUUA